GCUGAUGGGGAGGAGGGGGGGGGGGGAGAGAGAGAGAGAGAGCGAGAGAGAGAGAGAGAGAGAUGAAAGCUGGCUGGUUUCCCGCUGGAUUCGCGACACCUGAGCUGAAGGCUGGCUCCCUGAUGGCAGAAGACGAGAGCAAUCUGGUCUGCAGGAGGAAGAUGGCAAUGGCGGCAGCUGCUCCAACAUGGGCAACGGCGGCAGCAGCUCCAAGAACGCGAGUGGCAGCAGCUUCGAUUGGUGGUAGCUUGGAGGAGGCAGCGGCUUCAAGCAGGCAGGCGACGUCGCCUGGCGAUCCACAGGUCAGGGCCAGCGCUGAAGGAGCGCAAGAGCCAUUCUGGGUCUUCAAUGGAGAAUACUGGUCUGUGCGAGAAAAACGAGCAUGGCACGGGUGUCCCGACAUCAUGUAGCAGCAUCCACAACUUCCGAGAAGACGGUUUUUGCAAGAACAUCAGGUUUCUUGACCAGAGUGUUGGUGGUUGGGGGACGCUUUGCUUUUGCAAGUUUACACACAAAGACGACGAGAAAUGCCAUUUUUGUAUAGUCACUCCCAAUGGUAAUGAUGCGAUUGCACAUUCAAUGUGGUUGGCACUCUUCCAUGUAAUAUUUUUUUUGACGUCACCACAUCCGCCAUGCAUGAUUUCCGUUUACUGUCUCUAGCUGCCUUUCACUUUGCUUUCUUGCCCUGUCUUCAUGUUUGCUAAUUUCGUUGUUUUCCUUCGAAGUAGAAUUCGUACGGUAUGUUGUUCUUUCAAUGUGUAAACUCUGAUCUUCCAUCUCACGGUUGUUGCGACUUUGUUGCAUGUCUCAUUGAAUAGCUGCCCUUGAGAGCUAAAACAUAGUUCCCUUAGCAAUUUAUUAAGCUUUGAUGAAUCGGUUUGGUGGUGUCAUAAUCCCUGGACCCUUAAUUGACACGUUGCUCAUUUUCUGGGCACUGUCAUCCGUUCAACUAGGUAGAGGAACAUAUGACCAAUGAUGUCUCAGCUUUAUGUUGAUUCUUGAUUGCUGAUUAUAUCAUUCUUGCAACGUAAAGAGGUGCGUGGCAGGGGACUGUAAGAAUACGAAGUGUUGUUUAGCAGGGGAUUUGCGAAAGAAGAAGGGUUGUAUAGCCAGGAGAUAGCUGGAGAAUGAAGGAAUGUAUAGCCAGGAGAGUUUAGGAAGGAGUGUGCAGCAGGGGAUUGCAGAGAGAGAGAAGGGAUGCAUCAUGGGAAAUUUCAAGGAGAUGAUGAACAGGGGUAUUGGAAAGAAUGACAGGACGGUAAGGGACACGUCACAAGGAAUUACAGGAUCGCAAGGGGUAUGUAGGGAGCGAAUAGGAGGAUGAGGCAGGGGUGUGUAGCAGGGGACUGGAGGAAGAUGAACGGGAUCCCUAGAGGAGAGCAGAAAAAGGAAGUGGUAAGUACAACUCUUUAGGGGAGAGAAGAAAAAGGAAGUGGCAAGUACAAGUGUUUAAGUAAGAAGGUUUCAAUGAUCUGAACAAGUCUUUAAGUAGGAUAGGAAGAAGAUUGUCAUGAUUUUAAGUUAAGUGAUAAUCUGACUACGAGCGGGUAAGGUUUCAGCGGAUGAGAGAGCGGUUUAGAAGGGGAAAUACAGAAAAACGAAGAGGAUUCUGGCAGGGAGCAGACAAAGGAGGAAGUGGUAAGUACACGUUGUUCACUAAUACCACUGUGAUUAGAAAUGAGUUAUGUUUUCAUAAUCUUUCAGCCUGUUACAGGGUGUUAGUUUGACAGUUGUAGAGUUAGUCAGGGAAGAGUAAGGUAUGAUAUAUGUCUUGCUUCUUCUUGCGUGGUUGCCAGGCUGGGAGGAUGCGCCCUUAUGGACAGAUCUUCGGUUCAAUGAGGGUUAAGAGGCGAUCACUUAUGCAAGGGAGUAGAAGAUGAAAUUCGAAUUUCCACAUGCAGUAAUAAUAUAUGCGCCCUUACGGACUCAUCUCCAAUUAAACGACGGUUAAGAGGCAAUCGCUUGCGCAAGAGAGUUCAAGAUGAAAUCCGAAUUUCUACAUGCAGUAAUAAUCUAUAUGGUCUUCACUUGUGUGUACAACAGAGUCCGAGCUUCAGCAUACCUGCAGAUGGGUCUUUAUCUAAGUUUGUCCUCCACAUAGAACUAGAAAGCUUGUCACUUUUGUAAGUUUUGUUCCAUUUGUUA
Messenger RNA from Chara braunii, 2145 nucleotides. Lineage: Eukaryota; Viridiplantae; Streptophyta; Charophyceae; Charales; Characeae. The record is from the annotation of a GenBank genome assembly.